This is a messenger RNA of Cucumis melo (muskmelon), 4926 nucleotides long. RefSeq lists its product as uncharacterized. Lineage: Eukaryota; Viridiplantae; Streptophyta; Magnoliopsida; Cucurbitales; Cucurbitaceae. Bases 139 to 3831 code for a protein of 1230 amino acids. Gene Ontology annotation, biological process: nuclear-transcribed mRNA catabolic process, nonsense-mediated decay. The transcript has 6 exons. The record is from RefSeq and is a predicted model, not a curated record.
GAAAUGUAAAAGGAAAAUAUUGAGGAGGCAAAAAGGGCAAAGGAAAAAAAUAAGUUUCCCCGCCUCGGCGGUCAUCGGAAGUGAAAGCAGUGAAGCAGUUUUCAGUUGCAUCUGAAAGCUCAAAAUUUUCUCUCAUCCAUGGACGUACCCAAUUCCUCCUCUGUCCGAGUACUUAUCCGGCCGCCACCAUUAUCAACUCCCACUUCCUCUUCCUCUUCACCUUCCCCAACUCCUCUCCCUCCUCAUUCUGCUUUACCGGAACCCUCUACUUCGUUUUCUCCUUCCUUGCCUUCGCCAUCCCUUCCUCGCUUUUCCGACACUGUCGUUGUCGUCGGUUUCAUUGGAAGGAGACCUGAUGAUUCGAUUCAACUCAUCAAUCGGGUUAUUGAUUCCAAUGUCUUUGGGUCCGGUAAAUUGGAUAAGAAAUUAGAUGUCGAGAAAGAGGAAGUUCGAGAAUGGUUCAAGCGGCGAAGAAUUAGUUAUUACCACGAGGAGGAAAGGGGCAUUCUCUUUUUGCAAUUUUCUUCCCACAGGAGCUCCGUGUUUGAUGCCGAAGCAGGUUAUGAUUCGGAGAUUCAAGAGCAUGAUUUUGGCGAUCUUCAGGGAAUGCUUUUUAUGUUCUCUGUUUGCCAUGUAAUCAUAUAUAUUCAGGAGGGGUCGCGGUUUGAUACUAGUAUUUUGAAAAAGUUUAGAGCUUUACAAUCUGCUAAGCAUGUUUUAACUCCAUUUGUAAAAUCUCGGGCUACACCACCAUUGCCAUCUAGGCUGCAGUCUUCAUCUGCCUCACGGUCUGUUGCUUCAGCACCUGUGUCUAAUAAUUCUUCUCCAAUUAGAAGUGGUUCUAUCUUAACACGCAAUGCCUCUGGCAUCUCUGUAAUGUCGGGUUUAGGUUCUUAUACCUCAUUGUUUCCUGGGCAGUGUACUCCAGUCAUACUUUUUAUUUUCGUUGAUGACUUCUUAGAUGGCCCAAUGAUUAGUUCCAAUGUGGAGGGAAUAGAAACAACAUCACUUAAUCAGUCUCCAAGUUCAGACAGUAUAUCUAGGCCAAAUGUGCCAGUUAAAGGUUCUGGAUCUGUAGUUGUGCUUGCCCGUCCUGUGAGCAAAUCAGAAGGUGGUUUCAGGAAGAAAUUGCAAUCAUCUCUUGAAGCACAAAUUCGUUUUCUAAUCAAGAAAUGUCGAACGCUUACUGGUUCUGACACCAGUCAUGCUGGGUCUAGAGGUGGAGGCGCCUCAAGUUCUGCACCUUUGUUUUCACUUGAUGCAUCAAAAGCUGUUGUUCUGGUGGAUAGGUCUGCAAAUAAUACAGCCGAGUCUCUGGAGUUCGCCACGAGCCUUGUGGAAGAUGUUUUGAAUGGAAAAACUACUUCUGAUUCUCUUCUUCUUGAAAGUCUUGGCCAAAGUGCUAGCAAAGAGGAUAUAGUGUCUCUGAAGGAAUUUAUUUAUCGACAGUCUGAUAUUCUAAGGGGUAGAGGUGGGAUGGUUCAUAGUGCAAGCAGUGGUUCAGCUGGUGGGGUUGGCAUGGUUGCUGUUGCAGCUGCUGCAGCUGCGGCAUCAGUCGCAUCUGGAAAAACCUUUACUACUCCUGAACUUCCAAGUAUGGAAAUUUGGUUGUCUUCAAGUCAACAAAUUCUCCAGGGAAUUCUCUCUGCAAAAGGUGGUUGCAUAGAUGAAGUGGAAAUUAGUAAACGAAAACCACGUCAUCGGCACAUUCAUUCUGCAUCGAUUGAGGGAAAUGCUUUGAAGGGUAUGGAUCCUUUAGAUAUUGCUGUAUCUUGGUUGGAAAGUGGUAAAGGUUUAAAUAUGAAGUUUUCAACUUCAUGGUGUGAAAGAGCAUUACCAGCUGCAAAGGAGGUUUAUCUAAGAGAAUUACCUGCGUGUUACCCUACAUCACAGCAUGAAGCCCACCUGGAGAAGGCUUUACUUGCUUUCCAUUCAAUGGUUAAGGGACCUGCAGUGCAACAUUUCGCAAAAAGGUUGGAGGAAGAAUGCAAAUCUAUUUGGAAUUCUGGGAGGCAACUAUGUGAUGCCAUUAGUCUGACUGGAAAACCAUGUAUGCAUCAGAGACAUAGCACUGAGAAUGGAGAUUCGCCUUUAGAAACCAUGCCAAAAAAUCAUUCAAGUGGAUAUGUCUUCCUACAUGCUUGUGCUUGUGGCCGUUCACGACGACUACGAUCCGAUCCUUUUGAUUUUGAAUCAGCAAAUGUUACUUUCAACCGUUUUGCUGACUGUGACAAUUUUCUUCCAGUUGUACAGUUCCCAGGAGUAAGCAUGACAGGACCCAUUCAACCAUCAUCAUGGACUCUGAUUCGAGUUGGUGGUGCAAAGUACUACGAUCCUUCAAAAGGUUUGCUCCAGAGUGGAUUUUGUCUGACUCAAAAGUUCCUACUCAAAUGGAAAAUUAGUACUCGAAUCAGGAAGACUCCAAUCGAUUUUACAGAUAAUAUAAUGUUGCAUGGUUCCUUAAUUAAGUCACUCGUAGACCCUAAGGUUGAACCUAAUGUAAAUGUAAACACGAAGAUGGCAGAUGUAGCACAACUGAAGGCUAGGGAUUUACAGCCUGGAAUCAAUAAUGAAAGAAAUUUCACAGGUAACACUAAAGCUGAAGAUAAAAAAAGCACAAGCGGUAGAAUCCUUCCCAACUUUACCCUACGGAAACCUUUUUCUGAGGUUGUGGCUGGAUCGUCAGGUGUAGAUGUUCGAUUUCCACCUCUCCAGCAGAGGAAACAUUCUUCAUCAGAUAUUGAUAAGCGUAUCAAGCAAAGUAAGGUUGUUAAUAGUCACGAACGAGGCUAUGUUACUGUUGAUAACCUUGGCUCAAGGAACUUGGAAAAUGUUAUUAAGCUUUCAAAAAACUCAAAUGAGAUUAGCAACAAUGAGCAUUCAGAUAGCGAUGCCUUUCUACAGGUAGGUACUAAUGUAGUUCCAAUGAAUGCUAAUAGUCUUGAAAAAACUAAAAACCCUCUUCUGAAGCAAACACUUGUAUAUAUUGGCUUUGAACAUGAGUGCCCUCAUGGGCACCGCUUCCUACUAAAUCCUGACCAUCUUAAGGAACUUGGAUCGUCUUUUGCCACAAUUAAAGAAUCUCAUACUCCUGCACAAGGUGCUGAAUGCAAUAUGGUUGAUCCUCUGAAAUAUGGUAAAAACGAUCGUCAUGGUAAAGCUCGUGAUAGUGUUAGUGUAGCAAAUGCUACUGGCUCAAGUAAGGAAAGAAGUUUAGAUAAGUUAAAGGAUGCAGUUAGUGGUGGUAACAUGUAUUCAGAUGACCAGUCAAACAACAUUAGAAGAAUGACAGCAAACAAUCUGACAUCUGUUAGUGCAACAGUCUCCAAUUCUAUGAAGGACCUAGAAAAAGGUGUUAAGUCUAUUGGCAGUGAGGACAAUGGAUCUGGUUUCUCCAUGUUGAACCGAGACCUACCAAUUUUCAUGAACUGCCCACAUUGCAAGCUCUCAAAGAAUGAAAAAGAUCCCCCAAAUGUUAAGUUCUCUGGCACAAUAUCUCAACUUCAAAGGAUUUUCAUGGUGACACCUCCCUUCCCAAUAGUUUUGGCUACCCAUCCAGUGAUACAAUUUGAGGAGUCGUGUCUGCCCCUUUCUGUUCCAGGAAGGCAGCAGAAACUACAGUUCACAUUUGGAUGCCAAGUGGUCUUGCCCCCCGAGAGUUUUCUGACACUUCGGCUUCCAUUUGUCUAUGGGGUGCAACUUGAGGAUGGAAGUUUUCACCCUCUUAACCCUCUUCAACAUCAACCUGAAGCGACUGCAUGGAUUAUUGGGGGCACAACAUUGCAGAUCCUGUCAAAGUCUGGCAAUCUAGAUGAGGGAUCUCAAACAUAAUCAGAAUUUUUUUAAACAUUGGAAGCUUGAUCUGUAUGACCUGCAUCUGUGAAGGGUUUCAGUCAUUCAAUAAAAAAGAGAUGCACGCAUGUUUUACCAGGUUCAUCAAAGUGUUGGUAAGAUAUCUCAAGCAAUGACUGGGGAUGUAAAAUGUGAAGUGUCUAUCUGGAUACUUCCUCUUUGGUGGUUAUCGCAAUGGUACGCAUACAAUAAAUACCCAGUGACUGUGAGCUGCUUCUUCCAGACUGGAUGAGACCAGCCUAUUAAGAUGUUUCCAGCCUCCAGGGAGGAUUUUGUAUUGAUCCAUCAAUCUACUGUUACCAGAGUCUUGACAGUUGAUCCUUGACACAUUAGCAAAGAGGGGAGCGGACAUGUGGGAUCAAUUUCACUGAUGGAUUAUACAAUUCCAGAACCGGUAAGGAUUGGUUUUCCAUAUUGCAUCUGAUCGUCGUUAGUUUUACUUGUGAGUUGUGACAGAACUGAAGAACCUCUGAAUUAAGUGAGCCAAAGUGAGUUUGGUUCAAUGGUAUUGACAUGACCUUCGUCUCUAGAGGUUGGAUACUCAAUUACUCACCCCGCAACUGUGUUAAUUUAAAGAUGUUUCUAAAGCUGAACCAUUCCCCAUUGCUGUUGAUUCCUCCUCCCAAAUAAUGAACUUCCAUCACGAAGGAACACAACUGUGCAAUGACCAUUCCAACAAUGUUCCUCGAAAAUUCCCCAACCCCAUGCUGUUGACCAACAAUUCCUGACCUCACUGCAACUGCAUGUUGAAUCUGGGAGUUCAAAUUCAACAAAAACAAGAGAUGUUGAUAUUAAGUGUUCUCAUUUAGCUCUUGAAGUUAUUAUAUUGGGAUGUAUAAAUUGUGUAGCUUUUAUCAAACUUGUAUGUUGGAGUACUUUAUACAAAAUCAAGCAUAGGUAGGUAAUGGUUUUUUUUUUCUUUUUAAAUUUUAAUUCAACAAUGGUGAGAACAAAAAUUUAAUCUUCAACUUUGGAGAAAGAAACGAUUGAUUGUCUUGUAUUUUUCUGUGGCACAAUGGAAAUGUACAAUAGUUGGGAUUGAGUGCAUUCAAUAAAAAGUUUAUUAUUUAAGAA